Molecule: messenger RNA, 320 nt
Organism: Apaloderma vittatum (bar-tailed trogon)
Lineage: Eukaryota; Metazoa; Chordata; Aves; Trogoniformes; Trogonidae
Product: scale keratin-like
Cellular component (GO): intermediate filament
Molecular function (GO): structural constituent of cytoskeleton
Source: RefSeq, a predicted model, not a curated record
AUGUCUUGCUACGACCUGUGCCCCACCUCUGCCUGCGGCGUUGCCCGCCCCCAGCCCCUCGCUGACAGCUGCAACGAGCCGUGUGUCCGCCAGUGCCCCGACCUCCCCUACUCUACGCCUCUGAUCCAGCCACCCCCAGUUGUCGUCACCUUCCCCGGCCCCACCCUCAGCUCCUUCCCCCAGCAAGCCGUGGUGGGCUCUUCUGGAGCCCCUGUGCUUGGAGGCUAUGAGGGCUAUGGCUCCUACCUGGGCUAUGGAGGCCUGGGGGGCUAUGGGGGCUAUGGCUACGGGGGGCUAGGGGGGCCCUUUGGCCCAUGGGG